UUUCACUGCCUCUGUUAGCAAGUUUAACAUACUCUUGCUUUCUUAUGCAGCUAGGGAGAAAUUCACUGGAUUUCUUAAGGUUUCUUGUACACUGCAUUCAGUUACAUCAUCAGUCAGAUUAGCUGGCAGUGCGUCACAUCGCUUCAUUGUGUAUUGGGCAAGUAAAGGUAGGUGCUGUCACAGAUCUACAAGCUUGACAAUGCAUCUCUGUCAGCCUUUCAAAGCUCUGGUUCUGGCCAUGGCGUUGAUGAUGGCAUCAGGUGUGGAUAUAAAUAAACAUGAAGAGAACAUGAAUUCAUGCCCUGUCAUUCAAUGUUGUGCUCCUGGAACCAAUGGUUUACCAGGCAGAGAUGGAAGAGAUGGGAAAGAGGGUCCCAAAGGAGAAAAAGGAGACCAAGGAGCAGGACUGAGGGGUUUGCAGGGUUUCCCUGGAAAGGCAGGACCUCAGGGAACAAAAGGAGAUCAAGGACCACGAGGCGAAAAAGGAGAAUGUGCAAGUGAGAAGUCGACUCUCUCUGACUCAGGUUCUCCAGGGCCCCAGGGCAAGCCAGGUCUUCCUGGAAGAGAUGGGCUUCCUGGGAUGAAAGGACCCCAGGGUGAAAAAGGCAACAAGGGGGAGAGAGGGGAGCCUGGACCACAAGGCCUGUCUGCUUCUGUCGAUCUUGAAUUGCAAGAAAGCCUUCAGGUUUUAAAACAUCGAAUUACCAAACUGGAAGGAGUCCUUACUUUGGAAGGAAAAAUAACAGAAGUGGGGGGAAAAAUUCUCGCAACCAAUGGGAAAGAAGUCAAUUUUGAAACCACAUUAAAAGCAUGUGAACAUGCUGGUGGCUCCAUCGCCACCCCCAAGAACCAGGAGGAAAACAAUGCUAUUUUGGAUAUUGUGAAACAGUUUAACAGAUAUGCUUAUCUGGGUAUAAGGGAGAGUGAUGUUCCAGGUGAAUUCCAGUAUCUGGAUGGGAAACCUCUGACUUAUAUCAACUGGUACGCUUCUGAGCCAAAUGGCAAAGGAGGGGAAAACUGUGUGGAGAUGUACACUGAUGGAGGCUGGAAUGACAGAAAAUGCGACCAGAACCGCCUCACUAUCUGUGAAUUUUAAAGCAUUUCCUUUCAGUUAUUUCAUAGUGCAGAGUCCAAUAUUCUGUGUCUCAGACAUAAACAGCAGCCUUUUCUCUCAGCAAUAUAGCUAAUGUCUUCUGUGAUUAUUUUAUCUGAGAGAAACAAAAUCAUGAUGUAAUAUUUUCCUUCCUCAUGCUUACUAAGGAAAUAGUAACUACCGAAGGUGAUUGAUUUGUAACUAGAACUAUGCCUAAUUUGAGAGGGGGUUAAUUAUAGUAACCAAACUCUGCCUUGUCUCACUGUGGCUGAUUAAGCUCCAGGAAAGGAUUUCAGGGUUUGGCUUAGUGUGUUUGAGGAGUCCCAUGCUAAGUUAACUUUGUACAUUCCAUUGUAGUUACAUGCCUGGAUAAUGCAGCAUAUACUAUGCAACAACAUAGAGGAACAGGUCUCUAUCCUGGAAGGAAAUGCACACAGAUAUACUUCAGUGAAGAAAUACAUGGUGGAUCCACUUAUAUGUAGGGCUUUGGAGCUGUGCUCCGGCUCUGCUCCAGCUCCAGGCAAAAACCUGCAGCUCCACUGCUCCGGAACUACUCCAUGUUCCAUCUCCAGGCUCCAUUCCAAAACCCUGCUUAUAUGCAUCUCUUUGCAGAACUGAGGCCAUACUGUGUACUAUGAAACCCUGCAAUAAAAUUCAACUCAGUUAUUAUAAAGGGAGACCACAACCAAAACCCUGGAAAUCAUAGAUCAUUUAGCUAUACUGCAAGGUGCUUAUUUUGUUUUUGUGUGUCAAAUACCAUGUUCCCCAUAGCACUAUAGAAAUAGUCAUUUACAGUAUUUUACAGUUCUAUCAAGACUCUUCUACAUCAUACUAACCAUUAGACAAACAAUAUCGUACUGAUGUGUAAACUGAAUAGAUUUUACACA
This is a messenger RNA of Mauremys mutica (yellowpond turtle), 1980 nucleotides long. Its product is annotated as pulmonary surfactant-associated protein A-like. The transcript is spliced from 6 exons. The record is from RefSeq and is a predicted model, not a curated record. Lineage: Eukaryota; Metazoa; Chordata; Testudines; Geoemydidae. Gene Ontology annotation, cellular component: multivesicular body; rough endoplasmic reticulum. The coding region runs from base 200 to 1096 and encodes 298 amino acids.